Molecule: messenger RNA, 3881 nt
Organism: Neopelma chrysocephalum (saffron-crested tyrant-manakin)
Lineage: Eukaryota; Metazoa; Chordata; Aves; Passeriformes; Pipridae
Gene: XPO4
Product: exportin 4
Exons: 23
Coding region: 19-3486 (1155 amino acids)
Biological process (GO): protein export from nucleus
Cellular component (GO): cytoplasm; nuclear pore
Molecular function (GO): nuclear export signal receptor activity
Source: RefSeq, a predicted model, not a curated record
CGUCAUUGAAGAGAGACCAUGAUGGCGGCGGCGGCCGCGGCGGCGGGGGGUGCCCCCGAGGUGAUCGCCCAGCUGGAGAACGCGGCCAAAGUGCUCAUGGCACCACCUUCCAUGGUCAAUAAUGAACAACGCCAACAUGCUGAGCACAUAUUCUUAUCAUUUAGAAAAUCAAAAUCACCAUUUGCUGUUUGCAAACAUAUUUUGGAAACUAGUAAAGUAGACUAUGUCCUUUUUCAAGCUGCUACAGCGAUAAUGGAAGCAGUUGUAAGAGAAUGGAUUCUCUUGGAAAAAACUAGCAUCGAGUCACUGCGAACAUUCCUUCUAACCUAUGUCUUACAAAGGCCUAACCUUCAAAAGUACGUUCGGGAGCAGAUUUUAUUAGCAGUAGCGGUGAUAGUGAAACGGGGAUCAUUAGACAAAUCAAUCGACUGCAAAAGCAUUUUUCACGAAGUCAGCCAGUUGAUCAGCAGUGGUAACCCCACUGUGCAAACUUUGGCCUGUUCCAUUCUAACGGCGUUGUUGAGCGAGUUCUCAAGUUCAAGUAAAACCAGCAACAUUGGACUAAGCAUGGAGUUCCAUGGUAACUGUAAACGUAUAUUUCAGGAGGACGAUCUGCGGCAGAUCUUCAUGCUCACGGUAGAGGUACUUCAGGAAUUCAGCAGACGUGAAAACCUCAAUGCUCAGAUGUCUUCAGUGUUUCAGCGUUAUCUUGCACUAGCCAAUCAGGUCUUAAGCUGGAACUUCCUUCCUCCAAAUUUGGGCAGACAUUAUAUAGCUAUGUUUGAAUCCUCACAAAAUGUGAUGCUAAAGCCAACAGAAUCCUGGCGCGAGACUCUCCUGGACAGCAGAGUUAUGGAGCUUUUCUUUACAGUACAUCGAAAAAUCAGAGAAGAUACAGAUAUGGCCCAAGAUUCAUUACAGUGCCUGGCACAGCUGGCGUCUUUGCACGGGCCAGUCUUUCCUGAUGAAGGUUCACAAGUUGAUUACCUGGCACACUUCAUUGAGGGAUUACUGAAUACUAUCAAUGGAAUUGAAAUAGAAGACUCUGAAGCAGUGGGAAUUUCCAGUAUUAUCAGCAACUUGAUAACUGUAUUUCCUCGCAAUAUUUUAACGGCCAUUCCAAAUGAACUUUUCUCUUCAUUUGUUAACUGCCUCGCACACCUCACCUGUUCCUUUGGAAGAAGUGCUGCCUUGGAAGAAGUGCUUGACAAAGAUGACAUGGUGUAUAUGGAGGCAUAUGAUAAGUUGCUGGAAUCUUGGCUUACUUUGGUACAAGAUGACAAACAUUUCCAUAAAGGUUUCUUUACCCAACAUGCUGUUCAAGUCUUUAAUUCCUACAUUCAGUGCCAUCUAGCUGCUCCUGAUGGCACAAGGAAUUUGACUGCCAAUGGUGUGGCCUCUCGGGAAGAAGAAGAAAUAAGUGAGCUGCAGGAAGAUGACAGAGACCAGUUCUGUGACCAGUUGGCCAGUGUAGGCAUGCUGGGGAGAAUUGCUGCAGAACACUGUAUACCUCUUCUUACAAGUUUGUUAGAAGACCGAGUGACAAGGCUCCAUGGUCAGUUGCAAAGACAUCAGCAGCAGUUACUUGCCUCACCAGCAUCAGGUUCAAUUGACAAUAAAGUGCUUGAUGACCUGUAUGAGGAUAUUCAUUGGCUUAUUUUAGUCACAGGCUACCUCUUGGCUAAUGAUACUCAGGGAGAGACUCCGCUAAUACCUCCAGAAGUAAUGGAAUAUUCCAUUAAACAUUCAGCUGAGGUUGACAUCAAUACAACACUUCAGAUUCUGGGAUCUCCGGGAGAAAAGGCCUCUUCGAUCCCAGGGUACAACAGAACUGAUUCUGUAAUUAGGUUGUUGUCUGCUAUUUUAAGAGUAUCAGAAGUAGAAUCUAGAGCAAUAAGGGCAAAUCUCACGCACCUCCUGAGCCCCCAGAUGGGCAAAGAUAUUGUGUGGUUCCUCAAGCGCUGGGCAAAGACUUACCUCCUAGUAGAUGAAAAGUUGUAUGAUCAGAUAAGUCUGCCAUUUAGUACAGCAUUUGGUGCUGAUACAGAGGGUUCCCAGUGGAUUGUGGGUUACCUUUUAGAAAAAGUGAUCAGUAACCUGGCAGUGUGGAGUUCAGAGCAGGACCUUGCAAAUGAUACUGUACAACUGCUAGUAACAUUAGUGGAAAGGAGAGAGCGGGCAAACUUAGUCAUUCAGUGUGAAAACUGGUGGAAUUUAGCUAAACAGUUUGCAAGGCGAAGUCCUCCUCUUCACUAUUUGUCCAGUUCUGUGCAGAGAACACUAAUGAAAGCUUUAGUUUUAGGAGGUUUUGCUCAUAUGGAUACAGAAACAAAGCAACAAUACUGGACAGAGGUUCUUCAGCCACUUCAGCAGCGAUUCUUGAAUGUGAUAAACCAAGAAAACUUUCAGCAGAUCUGUCAGGAGGAAGAAGUGAAACAGGAAAUCACUGCGACAUUAGAAGCACUCUGUGGCAUUGCUGAGGCUACCCAGAUUGAUAACGUAGCAAUUCUCUUCAAUUUCCUAAUGGACUUCCUUAAUAAUUGCAUUGGAUUAAUGGAAGUAUACAAAAACACACCAGAGACUGUUAAUCUCAUAAUAGAAGUCUUUGUUGAAGUUGCACAUAAACAAAUUUGCUAUCUUGGAGAGGCCAAAGCCAUGAACUUGUAUGAGGCCUGCCUAACUCUGCUCCAGGUGUAUUCUAAGAAUAAUUUAGGUCGACAACGGAUAGAUGUUACAGCAGAAGAAGACCAGUACCAGGAUCUCCUUCUUAUUAUGGAGCUUCUCACUAAUCUUCUAUCAAAAGAAUUCAUAGAUUUCAGUGAUACAGACGAAGUAUUUAGAGGACAUGAGCCUGGGCAAGCUACAAAUAGAUCCAUAUCAGCAGCAGAUGUUGUCUUAUAUGGGGUUAAUCUAGUUCUACCUCUAAUGUCCCAAGAUCUGCUGAAGUUUCCAUCCCUGUGUAAUCAAUAUUACAAAUUAAUCACUUUUAUCUGUGAAAUAUUCCCUGAGAAAAUUCCACAACUUCCAGAAGACCUCUUUAAGAGCCUAAUGUACUCGCUGGAGUUAGGGAUGUCAUCAAUGAGCUCAGAGGUUUGCCAGCUCUGUCUGGAGGCUGUAACACCAUUAGCAGAACAGUGUGCAAAAGCACAAGAAACAGAUUCAACUCUUUUUCUAGCAACGAGGCACUUUCUUAAGAUGGUUUUUGAUAUGCUGGUACUUCAGAAGCACAAUACAGAAAUGACAACUGCAGCAGGUGAAGCAUUCUACACAUUAGUGUGUUUGCAUCAGGCUGAAUAUUCAGAGCUAGUUGAAACAUUGCUAUCAACUCAGCAAGAUCCAGUAAUUUACCAGCGGUUAGCAGAUGCCUUCAACAAACUUACUGCAAGCAGCACUCCUCCUACACUGGACCGUAAGCAGAAGAUGGCCUUCUUAAAGAGUUUAGAAGAAUUUAUGGCAAAUGUUGGUGGACUUCUUUGUGUAAAAUAAACAACAAAACUCUAUGCCUAAUUUAGACCCUUUCUGCGAAAUGCACUGAGAAAUGCUGAAUGCUGACUAAAUCUUGUACCUGUCUCUGGGUUCUUUGCAGCCAUCUCAGAUUCUAGAGAGCCUGGAAGUUUGAACAUAACACAAUGGAAUAGGAGAGGUCAACUUUGAAUCAGCUUCUGCUAUUAUGUGUUAGCUGCAAUCUGUCAUACUUGUGUGUGGGAGAGAAUGAACAGAAAAUUUGAAUUUAAUUUUUUUCCAUAUAUGUGCAAACAGAUAUGGGCACAACGAAAAAUAAAUGCAGUGCCUUUCCCCCUGCACUGGUUUAAAAUAUGAGUGGUCAUAUAAACAUACAGAUUUCUUUUCUACCCAAAAUCAUGUUAGAGUGUGAUGUAGAU